AUGCUACAUCAGAUGGACGUCAAGACAGCGUUUCUUAACGGCUCCCUCAACGAAGACAUCUACAUGGACCAGCCGGACGGAUACCUGGAUGCAACACAGCCGGACUAUGUGUGCAAGCUAAAGAGAUCACUCUACGGCUUGAAGCAAUCGCCUCGCAUGUGGAACCAAACAAUCGAUGGGUUCAUGAUCAAGAUGGGAUUCAAGAAGUGCGAAUCGGACCACUGCAUCUACAUCAAGCGAGACGACCAAGACAUGAUUUUCGUGGUACUCUACGUCGAUGAUCUCAUCCUGGCCAGCAGCAACAACGAACUCCUCAAGUCAACCAAGAUGGCGCUGAGCAAACGCUUCGAAAUGACGGAUCUCGGAGAGCUCAAGUACUUCCUCGGGAUGGAGAUCAAGAACGACCGUAAGACGGGAAUGGUGACUGUACAACGAACCAAGUUCCUCAAGUCCGUGUUAACCAAGUUCGGAAUGGAUAACAGCAAGCCAGUGAAGACGCCUCAAGAUCCCGGCCUGAAGCUAACCAAGAACAUGUGUGAACAAGAAUGCAAGCACGAAGACACCAUGUGCAACGUGCCAUAUCGAAGUGCUGUCGGAGGCAUCAUGUAUCUCAUGGUCGCCACACGUCCGGAUCUAGCUGCUGCAGUGGGAUCAUUAUCCCAGUUCUCGUCCGACCCAUGCCCGACUCACUGGCAAGCUUUGAAGCGUGUGCUGAGAUACCUGCAAGAACGCCCAAUCAUGGUCUUGAGUUUACACGUGAAGAAGGAAGCCGUAUCUGCGGGUACACCGACGCAGACUGGGCCGGCGACAUUGAGUCAAGACGAAGUACAAGCGGCUAUGUGUUCAUGA
Messenger RNA from Peronospora matthiolae, 849 nucleotides. Lineage: Eukaryota; Oomycota; Peronosporomycetes; Peronosporales; Peronosporaceae. The record is from the annotation of a GenBank genome assembly.